AUGACGGCCGGACAUUUUAGACUCGUAGCUGCCAUUUUAGGCGGCCUGUGUAUCUCGACUGCACUUUCCCAAGUGCCGACUAUGCUCGAGCAGAGUGAGGAGAGUGAAUUUGAAGUCCAACUCUUCAAAUUGCUGCAAAAGAUAUUCAAAGAAGAGCCCUUCGACACGUUGCUGUUGUACACACGUCCUCAGCAAAACUGCGCUUUUCAUUCAUUGUCAAGUAAUUGGCCCACGGUGCUGGUGACCAACGGUAGCACCGAUUAUGAUUGGAACUAUAGCAGUACCGCAUUGGUGCUUGCCUGUGAUGACAACGCCGAGCAAGAGGAGAGCGAUCGCACCUUGUUCAAGCUGCGGCAGGCAAGACGAUUGGUGCGCACGGAUACGGCAGGACCCGAGCAUGCGGCUACCCUUUGUGAGCUGUACUUUGAACUGGAGCAGCACAAUAUCGUUCUGCUGGACGAGAACUUUGCCUCAACGGGUGUUUACUACAGUUGUCGAAAGUUCCUCUCUGCCUAUGCGGUCUUAGUGGAGCAGCAGUUGUCAUCCCUUCAGCCCGCCUAUGUGAAACAAUUUCGAAAUAUGCAAGGGGCGCUAAUCCUGACCGAUGUGGACCAACUGGCCCCAAGAUCUAUGCUCUAUCAGGACAAGCAGAGCGGUGAAAUGAAAAUGAUGGGCUACUGUGCCUCUCUGCUGCUCACAUAUGCUAAACGCGUAAACGCGACUCUAAAGCUGCGCUUAGAUCAGGAAAUUGGACACGUCAUCUUCUAUGGUGAUAUUCAUGAGUGGGCGCGCCAGAAUCUAAUUGAUAUUGCCACAGCCAUGUCGAUAAAUAUGAUGUCGAGGUCCUUUGACCACAUAAGCUAUCCAUAUAUGAUAUCCAGUUACUGCCUUAUGAUGCCGCUACCCCAACCGGUGCCGUACAAUGUGGUAUAUGGCAUGAUUAUCGAUCCUCUAGUAGUCUCCAUUCUUCUGCUGCUCUUCUGCAUCUUCUCGCUACUAUUAAUAUACACGGAUCAGCUGUCGUGGCGACAUCUCAGCUUUAGCAAUGUGCUGUUCAACGAUAGGACUCUACGAGGCCUGCUUGGCCAAUCCUUUCCGAUGGUCGCCAAUCCCAGCAGGCACUUGAAGCUCAUAUGUUUUCUGCUCUGCUCUGCCAGCAUUCUGAUCACGACCAUGUACGAGGCCUAUUUGAAUGCUUACUUUACACAUCCGCCAUCCGAACCAUUUAUACGCAGUGUGGAGAGUAUCGCCCGAAGUCAUCUCCGUGUUCUGGCCAUGCGCCGCGAAACGAAGGUUCUUCUGGCCGCGGUUGGCCGCACUCCGGAAACAGUUGAGUUCCAAGUAGUCGAUUACAUAGACGACAUAAACCAAUUAAUACAAACACGAAACAGUUUAAAUACCUCGUUUGCUUAUCCGGUGACAGAGCUACGUUGGCGCACCUACCAGGAGCAGCAAAAACUGUUUAAGCGGCCUCUAUUCUACUACUCUAAGGACAUUUGCCUCAAUGAGUUCAUGCUGCUGUGCUUGCCCAUGCGCAAGGAGCUGCCGUAUCGAGACCUCUUCGAAAUGCAUAUUCUCUAUGUGCAGCAGUUCGGCUUGAUGGAGCACUGGGUAGAGCGUAGCUUCUAUCAAAUGGUGCAGCUGGGACUAACACCUCUGAAGGACUUGAGCCAUCCGUCGAAAAUUGAGGAUGCCAUCUUAGUGGAAGAUCUCAUAUGGAUAUUCGCUCUAUAUCUGGCCCUCCAAGCAUUAAACUGCUUCUGUUUUGUUGGCGAGCUUUUGAAGUUUCGCUGGCAGCGUAGGACUCUUGGACGUGCUAGAAAGCCAAGGCAACGCAUCAAUAAAGGACAACAUAAGAUAGUUAUCGGCGUGGCACGCAGCCCAAAAAAAAUUGGACAACGCCCCCCGUAG
Scaptodrosophila lebanonensis is the source of this 1911-nucleotide messenger RNA. RefSeq lists its product as uncharacterized. The record is from RefSeq and is a predicted model, not a curated record. The transcript has a single exon. NCBI's taxonomy places the organism in Eukaryota, Metazoa, Arthropoda, Insecta, Diptera, Drosophilidae. Bases 1 to 1911 code for a protein of 636 amino acids.